Messenger RNA from Amoebophrya sp. A25, 10530 nucleotides. Lineage: Eukaryota; Dinophyceae; Syndiniales; Amoebophryaceae. The record is from the annotation of a GenBank genome assembly.
CGAGCCCCUCGUUCAUCAAUGCAUCGUAUUCGGUACGUCAGUUUUCUUUCACGUCGAUGUAGUGAAUCCAAGAAGUGGUCGCAUGAUAUCGAGUGGAAAGAUGACAGCACCACUAAAAAGUAGCUAAUACGUACAACACGAAGUGAGAAGCCAUACCAUUGAAGAGUUUACUCACACCACAUUUGAACGAACAAGAAUAGCUGGUUAUGAAUAUCCGAAACACUAAAAUUCUUUAGAUAGUCCUCCUCAUCAUGAUCUCUGUCUCGUCGUCUUUGCUCGGUUUUGUUGUGAGCGAGACCCACUUUUUCGAAAUUCUGGACUUGUAUAUGCAGCAAGACGUGGUUAGUCGUGCUACAAGAAUAAGAAUACUAAACCAGAAAUUACCCUGUUGACCUCCACAAGAUUAUAUGAAAUUAUAGCGAUGAGCAUGAGAUGACCUCCACUAUCCACUACUACUCUCCACUUCUAUCCACAAUAACGUCUAAGAACACGAUUUACUUAAUUAAUCAGCCAAGGUUCGUGUCGUCAUCGACGUGAUCAUGAAUGCCUUGAAUUAACUGUUGAUGAUCUUGUUCUUGACAGUGAGACGCGAGACCGCAGAACGCUAAUUAAAAAAAGAUUUGCACUACGCAGUAUGCCAUGUUGAGAACAACAAGAAGAUGACGCUUACUUACGACGUCGUUCGCAAUCGCAGAUACGACGACCAGGUUUCAACACAAGAGAGGGCACGCAGCGUGUUUCAGCGUCCGUGAACGCAUUAAGGGAUCCUAAGAUCGAUUGCAGCAAAAAAUGAACGAAGACGGCAUCGUGGAUGAAGUCGACGAUACUCCUGUCGUUGACGCCAGAGGAGGCGACAGUGUCGCCAGUGAUGUACUCCUGAACGGUCACAGCACUUCCGUGAGCGAAAAAUUGCUGGCUGCCGCCAAAAGUUCAAAUUUUAUGCUAUUGAUGAACAAAACCGGAACCAGCAAGUCUUCGUUACUGGGCGGAGCUCCACAGCGUCCUGCCACCACUUCAAGCUCUUCUAGCAGUGCUGUGCUUUCAUCCUCAUCUUCCUCCGUAGCUGGCUCUAGGAUAGCAUCAACCUCGCGGUCCUCCGUCAGUAGAAAAAGAAACGCAGCCUCUGGUAACCAGCAUGAUGCGGCUAACCAAGUGGAAAAUGCCGACCGGCCCAGCACUUUUCCCAAGAAAGACCAACAACUCCAAGAACCUCACCGAGUAGAUAAUAUCAAUCGCCGUGCUGGAGGAACCGACCACUCCUCCAUUGAAGAUCAUGGCCUCCAGCGUCCAGAGCAGAAAAAUAGCAGAAGCGGCAACCCGCCUCCUCCGUCGCUCGCCGAAGUCGAGGACGGAGAUGCAACUUCUUCGUCCGAGGAAGAUACCGAAGAGCGCGCACACCGGAUUGACGUUGAGCGCUGUGUCAUGGUCGAGAAGAUGGGUCAAGAGUUCUUCAAGCAACAACAAAAAGUCGCGGAGCUCAGCGCCAAGAUCCUGCAGAAACGAGCGACACUGUACAACUUAGACCUUGGUUGGCCUUGUUCUUGAUGGCGAUUUUUCUUGAGCUGUGCUUGGCACCAGAGUAAAUUAGGAAAUCACUAGCAAACACAUCACUAAAUGAUGAAGACACUUUUAAAAGCAAACGAGUCUUAUCAGAUAACCAUGGUUUUGGUUUCUCAUUUCCGUUUUACCACAAGUGCCACUUUAUAUUUUCUUAUCAUGCCUACAUCGUGCAAUUGCAAACAGGAACGACUGGUACAUCCAAACCGAAGUCCGUCGGGAACAGGAGGCGGCCAAGAGCCGCACGGCUCUUGAAGAAGUCUCAGAACGCGAGCAAAAGCUCCAGACAAAACUCAACGAAUUGAAGAGCGUCAUGGCCGAAACGGAGAGGAAAAGCCAUGACGAGGAAGAGGUGAAAUAUGAAUUACUACUCGAAAAUGUUGAUAAUUAUACAUAGAAGACGUUUGACUUCAAGAUAGAGGAGCUUUUUUUUUGAAUAACGAAGCUUUAGCUGGUUGUACAUGUGAAAGAGAUAGACUGCUCCACUCCUCGACGUUACGACAAUGGAAACGACAUCAAUACCUUGUCUCCACCUUUCACAUUCCAACACCAGGCUUUGCGUUCGCGUCUUGACGCCAUGACCGCAGAACUCACACGUAAAGAGGAAGCAGUUCGGUCUGCGGAAACGAAGUUGCGCGCUGUUGAAGCACGAAGAAGCGAGACCCGGCAUGCGCGCGAAUCCGCAGAAGCAAAGGAGGAAGAAGAGAAACUAGAGGCAUUGCGAGCACAGAUAGGUGCGGCAACGACAGAACUUGGAAGCUUACGCGCAGAAGGCGAGGCUCUGGGUUCGGCUAUCCAGAAAUUGCGAGAAGAAGAAGUUGAGCUGGUACUUGUUUUGCAUUGGGCGGAGAAGCUUUCUAACUACUUGGAUUUCCGUCGCUGUUAAUAUACAGUACUUAGAAUAAUUCCUGUUACAUUUUGUUCAAUUGAUUGUAUUUCUCCCUGUACUACUUCUGGCGUCCUCAUUGAAGAAAAAUGCAAUUUAAUGUAGAACUGAAACCAACAGCGUACCGACCAGCUCGAACAGCAAGCAGCAGUAAAGCGCCAGCGCGAGGAAGAAGCUGGGUCGUUUGAGACGUUACGCAAGGAGUGGGAAGAGAAGCUAGAAGAACAGAAGCGCGAGUUUGCUGAGCGCGAGCAAGAGUUUGCGGAUGCCGCAGCCGGAAUGAAGGGCGAGCAUGAGAGAGCAAUGGCUGAGCUAGAUGCGAUCCUAGCAACCAUUGACGAAAAGGGCGCAGAACAGGAAAAGCUCCUGAGAGACACUGCCGAAGAGCAGGAGCGACUCGUCACGGAGGCAAGUGAGCGCAUUGCAGCCGAGAAGACUGCACUCGCCAGCGAGAAAGAGCGCGCGAAAGCGCAUUUGGAAACGCUAGCGGAAGAGGAACAGCAGUGUCGCGAUGAGGUAGAGCGGAAGCGAGAGGAGAUGGCAAAAAAACUCGAGGAAAUUCGAGCGGAACUUGAACGACAGGAAGAAUUGGCUUCUGCCGAGCUGAGCGCAAGACUCGAGAAACUAGAAGAGGAUGAGCGAGCGGCAAUAGUGACAAAGCUGAACACUGAGCAUGAGUCGGUACUCUACAGAAACAUAGAGAUCAUGAUCACAGUGCGUUGAUAGUAAUUAUGAUGGCUUUAGUCGAAAACUGUACCAAAUCUACUCAUCUAUUAUGUAUCAUCUCUUGCUCCUACUCUCCUACUCCUUUUCGUUCUUUUGCUUGUUCUACCUAUCUAGCAAAAAGUUAGAGUUCGAGGGUCUGACCAGUGACUCACCGUAUCUUCUUCUACAACACGAACACUUUCAGAUUGCCGCCUCGCUGGAAAGAGCGUUGCAGAAAAAUCUAGCGUCCAUGGAAGAGCAAAUCCGCAGUCAAUUAGUGGCUGAACGCGAAGCAGACAUCGUUAAAGAAGUUGACAUCAAAAAAGCAGCGAUCGAUGCUAAGCUCGCUGCGGUUCAAAAGAAGCUGGAUGAGGCGGAAGCUCGCUGUGCUGAUGCAGCCAAGGAGUGCGAGGACAAGCAGAAAGAGAUUGACGUUGCACAGUCUCGCAUCGAUGCUUUGGCUGAGGCGGAGCGCGAAGCGUUGGCGGGACUGGAAGCAGAACGCGGUCGCCUUGGUGGCGAAAAGCAGGACUUCGAGCGCCAAGUGGCAGAUGUGCGCGCACAAGUGCAAAAGCGGCAGGCUGACUCUGCGGAGCUCGCUGAGAAGAUCAAGAAGCAAGAAGAGCUUCUGUCGACGUCUGUGGCCAAUUACGCGCUCGAAGAACAAAAAGUCGCCGGGCUGAGACAACAGAGCGAGGCUUUGUCAGACACAAACAGCGCCUUGGCGGCAGCGCUCGCUCAACUGGAAGAAGAGAAGCGCAUUUGGCUCCUGCGAUGGGACGAAGAGCACACAAAACGCGAGGACCAGUUAGGGGCGCUCGUUGGUGAGGAAGAGGAGAAGCGCAAGGAAGUCGCAGAAUACCGAGAGCUGGCGGAAGCGGAGAAGGAUAAGUGGGAGAAACUACAAGAGGAAACCGCGGCGCAACUAGAAGCGAAUGAGAGGAUGGAUGCAGAACACGAAGAGCUGACAAGGGCCUUGAGCGAGCUGCGGGAAGAUACGAAGACUGCGACGACGAGACUGAAAGAUCUCAAGGAGCAGGGUUCAGCCCUGAACGAGAAGAUUUCCACCGAGACAGCGACGCUUGAGGAGCGUAGAGAGGAUUUGGCUAACUAUGAACGGAAGGCAGCGACGGCAGAAAAAGAUAUGGCAGGAUACGAGCAACAGGUCAGUGAGAAGCUUGGCCAACUGGAGGAAGCUGAGAAACGCGUUACAGAGGCUCUACAUGAGAAAGAGCGUCUUGAGGCGCGCGGCGCCGAGCUUCAGUCUCUUGUGAUGCGACUGGAGGAGCGCGAAAAGGCGGCUGGACGGCACAUCCAGGAACUCGAGGUCACAAAGUUGGCUGAGCAAGACGCUGUAACUGCUCUGGGUCGGCAGAAAAAGCAGCUCGAGGCGGAAAUGCCGGAGCAGGAGGCACGGGCUGAGAGGCUGCUCGCUGAGAUAGCAGAGCGCGAGCGGCGUUUGCGGGAAGAGAUUGCGCGUGACGAGGCGGAGGCCGUGAACAAGCGCUCGAGCGUCAUUCGACAACUGCACGAGGAGGAGCGCACUCUAAAAAAGGCGAACGAUGCCCUGCAGCAAGAGAUUUCCAACCGGAAAGUCGAUCACGCAGCCAUGACUUCCGCUAUAGAGGAGUAUCGGUCCAAGCGGAAAGAGUACGAGGAACGGAAGGAGACCUACCAGAAGGAGUACGGCGAGAUGCAGCGAACCAUAGACGAACUCCAAGGCAAUAUCGCUUCUUUAGACACCGUGCGAGGCAAGCGAAGUGACGAAAUUAUGUUGCUGGAGGAACGAUGCAAGAAGUUCAAUGCAGAAGUGCAAGCAGCCAUAGAGCAGAGAGAUCGCCUUCGGCGCGAAAAAACGGAUAUGGAACGAACACUGGCCGUCGAGAAGAAGCAACUCCAGCAUGGCAUCGAAGAAAUCAAACAAGAACAAGAAGAUUAUGACCACUCACAUAUCACAGCAUCCAUGUUGCUUCGUCGUUCAUUAUCAAGCUGUAUACUCUGCUAUGCAGCGUAAUAGUGGCGUCUUCAUAGCCCAACGGCAUGUUGAUUCAUUUUGAUUCUGCUUCAAAACCGUAACUCUGCAUCUUCGACGACUCUUCUUCCCUCAUCUCUAACUCCUGGAACAGCGGAAGCUGCAGCUCGCUAGGGACAAAGCACAGGUGGAGAUGGACGAGCUUCGUGUUCGUUGCCGCGAAGAGACGGCUCGUUCGCGCAGCGAGAUGAGCGUGAAGGACGACGAGUUGAAUAUGCUGGACGAAAAGCUGAGUCAGAAGACGAAGCAACUCACGAAUCUGUUUGCCGAGGAAGCUGCCGAAGAGGCACGACAGCUGAAGGCGCGCGCUGACUUGCAGGCGCGUGAAGACGUGAUCCGAUCGCGUCUAGGCGAGGCCGAAAAGGACUUGGCGGAGGUUUUGGCGCGCGUUGCUUCGGAAAAGACAACCUUGGCAGAGUUAAAGGCGCAAGCGAAGGAGACGCGAGACCGGCAAACCGGAGAGCUUAGGCAGCUGACGCGUCAACUGCAGGAAACGCAGACGCAUUUCGACGAAACGACAACGCAACAGCGGACAGAACGUGCCCAACUCGAGGCUGACGUCGCAAGUUUGAAGAGCCAGCGAGCAAAGCUGACGUCUCUGCGGGAUCAGCAGGCGGCGCGCAACGAUGCGGAGGUGCAGCAAGCCAAGGACCGCUGUGCCCGAGAGCUCGAGCAGAUGGAGAACGAGAAGAAACUGACACUUGAGGCUGAGCAGGCGCGACUGCGUCAGGGUCAGCAGGUCGAGCACCUGCAUGAUAAGCACCGUGAACGCAACAGAGACCAGGACAGAAGUAGGCAUCACAGCCAGACGAGGGACAUCAAAAGUGAACCUGUGGAACGAAAAGUGUUUGGUGGUGGAAAUUAUAUGAAGCAAAGACAUGCACAGGCAGAGGCGGUCAGUCCUCCUGGUGCUGCUGGUGUAGGUAUCCUCGAUGAAAGUGCGGCAUCGCUGUCUUCCCGUGUCGAGAUGCUCAAGAAGUACGGCCUCUCUGGCGAAAUGCUGAAUUCAGGAAAGACAGAAGCUGCAGGCGGUGCGGCUCCUCUGCGGGCAGCCCCGUCAGCGAGCAUUAAUACAGACGAGCAACAGAGGCGUUUUCCCUCAGCCUCAUUAAACCAGGACGUUGCACAGAGUGUAUCUAGUGCACUAGACGGCCAGGCUGUCGUUGCCAAGGAUAUGACUGCCCUUGGUGCAACCGAGAAGCUUAAGGACCAGGAGCUGAUACAAGUACGAAGAGGACAUGACGAGAAAAGACCAGCUGCUGGAGGUGAAAGCAAGGAAGGCCCGAUUGACGUCCCAGCGGCUGGCGGCAAUGCCCGAUCUACGAAGUCCGUUUCUUUCAACACAGCGUCUUUUGGCGCACAGCUCCAAGUCGGCGGGAGCAGUAGUAGCACCUCGGUUCGCCCUGGUGCGGCACCUGCGUUCACAGCGGGUGUUAAUAUUAGAACAGCAGGUGGUACAAGUUCGACACUGCAAGAAAGUAGUGGUCAACCAGUAGAGGAGCCAGCACCAGCUGCAUCAAAAGGACAACUUCUACUAGCGACGUCGCAGCCCAUGGUAAUACCCUCAUCUUCAUCGGCAGCAUCACAGGUGCAGCCUUCUGGAGUCGACGACCGUCUGAAAAAAAUAGAAGAGAAGAAUCCGGCCGCUGCUGCUCCUGCGCCAGGAGACGACCCCGCAAAUGCUUCAAUGAUGUCUCUGGGUUUCGGUGCAGUGUCACCAAUUUUGCCUGGCCCGCCAAGCGUUCGGGGCUCUGUCGCGAAUAUGUCAGCGCUCGAGGGUCUCCUCGGUCAUGCGGGUCUUCUUGCGCGACAGAGCAUCGACGGAGGCAGUGUCCGCGAAAGCGCAAUUUUCCCACCAGGUGCAGACCACAAGAUUUCUUCAGGAAAUGUUCGUGCCAGUAAAGGACCAUACCAUCAAGGACGAGAGGACUCGAACAAGAGCAGAAACGGGCGCGGGCCUCCGAUAGAGGACCACCGGAAGAGCCUCUUCAACGGAAGCGAGUUUGGCGGGAUUUCGAUGAUUGCUCCUGUUCCUGAGGACCUUGGAACGAUCGAUGAACUUGAAGUGCGACCAUCCUUCGCUGGUGACUCCUUUCUUGGGGGGCUGCAGAAUGCUCCAGCCGCUCCAGGCGAUGCGAGACAUGCUAAAAUGUCCGUGGCUUCAAUGGCGGAUCCUUUGAACACAGCUGUCGUUGACAGUCCACCGGUAUGCAUCGAUUUUGGCGCUGCAGCUGAGAACGAAGCAGGCGGACGCCACAGGGAACCUGAAGAUGGAGGCAAGACGAACGACCACCAGCCCCGAAAUGCUGCUGACCCUGAUAAUAAGACGGGCGUAGAGAACGAAGCACAAAGUAAAACUGGGCUGCUGCAAGGCUUGUUAGAAGGAGCUAUGCCUGACGUGGCCAGAGCGACCAAAACGGAAGUUUCCGCCCGGCAGAUCGGUCCUGCAUGUUGCCAUGGCUCGGUUCUUCCCACGCCAGGACCCUCGGGUGCGUUGCAAGAGGCCUCAGCGAUGCUCCAAGGCACUGCUGACAAUCGAGCGAUGCGCACAGGGACGCUUCGGGGCACAGAGGGGGGCAGAAGUGCUACUGGUGAAAGUGCAAGUGUCAGUGGCAAGGUCGUUGGCGGAGGUGAACGUACACUCUCAGGCGCGCAGAUACUGCAGCAACCGCCAAACGCACCCCAGAAAAACCCCACGAGGACAGCGGCGAUACACACGGCUUCUUUGAUGUUGGGCUCAGGCUCCGGGCUCAACGCGUUAUCGUCGAUGGCGGGAGGACGCUUUGCCAGUAGAGCGGGUCCCUUGUCGCGGUUCAAGCGGCAACAGGCUGAAGCUACGGCACACAUCAACGCUUCACAAUCGUUACAGCAGGAUCACACCUUGGCUGCUUCUUCGAGCAGUACUGCAGGACCAUCCGCAGCUACAACUAGCUCGAGUACAACAUCGGCUGCAACGUUAGCUACAAAAAAAGGGCCUAAUGCUACAACAACUGCCGGUGGGAGCAAGAAAAAACAGGUUACAGCAGCCCCAGCAUCUUUCAUCCGCGACAAGGGACGUGCCGGCAGUCCGCCACCUCUGGGAGCUCAGAAAAAAGCUGUACCCAGUGGGGUUCCUAAGACAAUUGUCGAGAGUGUCGAAGAUCUGCACGAUCCACCUGAAGAGCCGGGAGACAAGCGCCGACGCUUAUUCUCACCUGGGGGCCAGACCAAGACUGCGACGACGAGAGAAAGCAGGAAGAUAACCGCAAACGCGGGAAUAAAGCAGGAUGCUCCGCCGGACAAGAUGCUGGGUCUCGAUGUUGACGCUGCUGCGAAACAGGCAGGUCGUGGGGCUUCUUCAUCACCGUCUUCCUCAUCUGCUGCACAACCCUCUCAAAACGUUGCAGCGAAGCCAACGUCAGAAGCAGCUUUAGUCGGGUCAGCUACCGCUGCUUUGUCUUCCGGUGCAGCUGCUUCUACCUCGUCAACGGCAGGGAAAGUAGAUGCACCUGCCGAAGUAGUACCACCGGUCGUUGUUAACGCGCCGGCUGGAACAAGCGCCAAAAGUAAAGCAGAAGUACACCUCGAAGCGGCGCCGAAUGUGCGGAGUGAACGGAAUAACUCUAAGCGUCCGCCUGGAGGACGGGGUCGAAAAAAGGCGACGACGAUGCUAGACGAUGACUCACCUCCAGUUCCUAUGAAAGGAAAAAGUGUACUCAUUAUACUUCUCAAGCAAAAAUUCGCUACAAUUUAGUUGAUGGGAAAGAAGCUAAUUUUGUGACGAUCAUGAGUACACUUUUUCCUGUCAUAGUUCCUGAUAUGCUGUUGGAGGAUGUCGCCUCAACGCAAAGCUCAGUGAUUCGACCAGGCGGUGGCCGAAAGCAGGAGUUGUUUGGUGUAGUACCUCGCGCAGCAGGUCCGGCCCUUGGCGUGACCGGAAUAUCUUCGACAAAAGAUGAAGAUGAUCAAGCACUUGCAGAUCCUGCUACUGGUGCUGCUGCUGCCGCUGCUGGUAAGACUGAAGAUGGAAUCAAAGCACCAUGUUCCUCGUCAAGCUCCGCUUCCGCUCUUUUGAAAAAGGUUCCUUCGAAAUCGUCAAAAGCAGCACCAGUCGUCAGACAAGAAGACCCCUCAGUAGGAAAUUUGAAGCCACUGAGCCAAGAUCCUUUCGGGAGCAGCUCUUCAUCGACAGGAGGAGGUGCAACGAAUUUCGCUAGUUUGCUCGAAAAGAAGAAGCAAGGUGGACACGCAGAUGCUUCAACGCCCGUUCUCGAAGACAAAACCGAAAGUGUCAAUAGCGACAGCGAGAAGACAGCUGCAAAUAAAGGUCGUAUUGGGAAAGCAAAUAAAUUGGCUGGAGCAGCAGCAGCCGCGGCGGCUUCUCUAGGAGAAGCAUCUGCCGCUUCUUCAAGCAAGAAUGUUGCAGCGCCUGCAGCUGCGCCAGCGAUCGGAGCUACUGGCACCCAUGGCAGUCGCAAACGCGGCCGACCCCCGCCGACAAGAGAUGAGUCGAACGACGAAGAGCUCGAUGCGAGCAGUCGGGGACGGGAAAACCAAGCGCCUGAUCAUGCAGGUAAGCGCGCGAAGGCCGGAUCCUCCGUGUUGACCACUGCCGCUUCCGCGUCCCAACAGCUGCGCCAGCUUCAACUGGCAGCGGAGGAAGCGCAGCAAUCGGUCUUUCUUCCCGGAACACGUAGCACCGCGGGUUCAGUAAAGUGCAAGUACUCGAUUGAGGAUCUGCGAAAGCGCACUGUGGCAGAGAUCAAAGCCAUUCUAGAGACUGCAGAUCUUAAAACCACCGGAAAAAAGGAGGAACUUGCGCGUAGGGUUAUCGAUAAUGGGGACCGUUUUCCGCCGACGUUCAAGACGCCAGUGCCGAAGCGCAGUCAACGUGCCAGAUAGCCCCUACCGCUACAACAGCUAUAAUUUGUAGUUGCUGAGGAAAAAAUCAUAUGCACCGGUUGCUCGUCAACGUUAACUUCUAAAAUGAGGAGUUAUAGAGUUAUCUUUAUGCUAUGAAGAUCAAGAUUGGAUAUUAUCAUCACGAUGACGAUUACCACCUCUUUUUUCUAAUCUAUCAUCUUUCACGAACCAAUCCUAUUCCUAGGGAAACAGCAGGAGAAUAAAAUAUGACGCACAUCUUGCGUACUGAAUGUGAUUUACUUUUACAUCACUGCUCGUAUACUUUGCUAGCGCAGAUUGCUCUGAGAAGUUUCAGGCUCAUAGACAUGUUUGGGAGAGUAUAAAAAAAGGGCUCUGGUCUUCCGCGGUUCAAAUCAUUAUUCGAACGCUGAUGUGAAAGGAAAUUUAUCAAAUUUGUCACGGGUAAAUCUAAAUGAAUAUGUAGUGGAACAAAGGAAAUGGAUUUAAU